Messenger RNA from Scedosporium apiospermum, 1125 nucleotides. RefSeq names its product 2-nitropropane dioxygenase. Gene Ontology annotation, molecular function: nitronate monooxygenase activity. NCBI's taxonomy places the organism in Eukaryota, Fungi, Ascomycota, Sordariomycetes, Microascales, Microascaceae. Bases 1 to 1125 code for a protein of 374 amino acids. The transcript has 3 exons. The record is from RefSeq and is a predicted model, not a curated record.
AUGGCCUCUCCUCAGCAGAUCCGCACUCCCGCCACCGAGCUCUUCGGUAUCAAGCACCCCGUGCUCCUUGCCGGCAUGAACGUCGCUGCCGGUCCCCGUCUCGCCGCCGCCGUCACCAACGCCGGAGGUCUCGGUGUCAUCGGUGGUGUCGGCUACACCCCCAACAUGCUUCGCGAGCAGAUUGCCGAGCUCAAGGAGCACCUCAACGACAAGAACGCCCCCUUCGGUGUCGAUCUCCUUCUCCCCCAGGUCGGUGGCAAUGCCCGCAAGACCAACCGUGACUACACGAACGGCAAGCUCGACGAGCUCGUUGACAUCAUCAUCGAGUCCGGCGCCAAGCUCUUCGUCUCCGCCGUCGGCGUUCCCCCCCGCUCCGUCGUCGACCGUCUCCACAAGGCCGGUGUCGUCUACAUGAACAUGAUCGGCCACCCCAAGCACGUCAAGAAGUGCCUCGAGCUCGGCGUCGACAUCAUCUGCGCCCAGGGCGGCGAGGGCGGCGGCCACACCGGUGACAUCCCCACCACCGUGCUCAUCCCCGCCGUCGUCGAACUCGUCAAGGGCAAGACCUCCCCCCUCACCGGCAAGCCCGUCCAGGUCAUCGCCGCCGGCGGUAUCCACAACGGCCAGCUCCUCGCCGCCUCCCUCAUGAUGGGCGCCUCCGCCGUCUGGGUCGGCACCCGCUUCAUCCUCACCGAUGAGGCCGGCGCCCCCAAGGCCCACAAGGAGGCCGUCCGCACCGCCGGCUUCGACGACAACAUCCGCACCAUCAUCUUCACCGGUCGCCCCAUGCGCGUCCGCAACAACGCCUACAUCAACGAGUGGGAGACCGAGCGCCAGAACGAGAUCCGCGAGCUCACCUCCAAGGGUAUCGUCCCCUUCGAGCACGACAUCGAUAGGCUUUCCUCGGGCAAGGCCGCCAUCCCCAAGAGCAUCACCGAGAUCCUCAACAAGUCCGGCGAGGACUCCGAGAUCGAUGACGUCAUCGACGAGUUCAGGCCCUACCUCAUGGGCAAGGCCGCUGCUGUUGUGAACGAGAACAAGUCUGCCAAGGCUGUCGUUGAUGAGUUCGUCAACGAUGCUGCUGCCUGGAUCAGGAGCGGCAACAAGAUGCUUGCCAAGCUGUAA